This is a messenger RNA of Corticium candelabrum, 4074 nucleotides long. RefSeq names its product dynein axonemal assembly factor 8-like. Gene Ontology annotation, cellular component: centrosome. The coding region runs from base 15 to 4010 and encodes 1331 amino acids. The transcript has 7 exons. The record is from RefSeq and is a predicted model, not a curated record. NCBI's taxonomy places the organism in Eukaryota, Metazoa, Porifera, Homoscleromorpha, Homosclerophorida, Plakinidae.
ACACUUCGGUCUCCAUGGCGUUCAUUGAUCUAGAGAAGGGCGAAAACAACGAGUCUUCGGACUUCGUUUUAGGUUCGCUGACGAACAGGCUUUCUACGAUUUUCGAUGAUGUAUCAGCUCACUUACCUUCUCCUGCGCUGUCUGACUGUGACGAGACUUCAGAUGACGAAAGUGCUGUAGGUUUUAGAGAUCAUGUUGCGCCCGCCUCAUUCCUGAUAGAAGGUGAAGAUGUUGAGAAGACGAAAGUAGGAGAUGCUGUAGCUGAGAACGGCGUAUCCCAUUGGAAUGCUAUUGGGGUGAUUCAAACUGAUAGUGUGAAGAAUGAAGACUAUGAACAAAUGGGAUUAAGUGAAACUGAUGUAGGGACACCGUUGCAAGAGCACGUGUCAUCGACUUGUCUGGCUGGUGUGCACCAAGCUGCAUCUUUUGUACACUUGUCAUUGGGUAAACUGAAAUCUGUCGACUUGGAUGCGGUUCUUGCUAGGGUACCAGAGACUGUUGAGUCACACUAUAUUUCAGAGACUGCUGUACAGCCACUGGUUUGUAAGAGACCAGGGACAUCAUCUCUUAUGGAUCAGUUGGCUCAAUUGAGUGUGGAGCAGUCACAAGAAAGUUUGCAGGUUGAGCCUAAGAUGAUGCGAUAUGGAAUGUUUAGUCAGCUACAUGCAGAUUUGGGUACUGUUCAAGAGAAAGAUACAAUGGUAGAGAAGAGCUCUUGCACAAGUGUAACAGAAAAGGUGGACAUGAAGAUCAAAACAGAGGAAGCAGAGAGGGAGACAGUGGUGAUGGAUCUUAGACAAGACAGAAACAAGUUUGCUACUGGUCAAGGUAAUGGGACUGUGAUAUCUGAUCAAUUGCAACAAAGAGUGGUUUCUCAACUUUUAUCAGACACUAACAGAGUUGAAAUUGAGUCUUUGGACAAUGACAGUGAAGAUGACAUAGAAUUGUGGCAGAGACAUCGUCAUGAGUUUAAGUCUCAACACCAACAAUCAGUAAGUGCACAGCUUGAAAGCAAAAGGAGAAGAGACAGAGAAAUAGCUGCGCUACUUGCACAGAAGCAAUUGACACAGAGAUACACUUCUGUUACUGAGAAGAUGCCAGUGCAACUCACACGCUACAAUAAAAUUGCUGAACAGCUAUGUGAACCAACAUCACUUGGCCAAGAGAUUGCAUUGGAGUCACUGAAUCAACAGUCUGUAGAUUCAUCAGAGAAUAUGUGUCUCAGUGGUAGUAUAGAUACAACGAGGACAGAAAAAGAACAUGAAGCGAAAAAGGAGAAAUCAAGAGUUGAACGUGAAAAAAAGGAAAAGGAAAGAAAGCACAGAAGAGAAUUGCAAAGGAAAAUAGAAGAAAACAAACCAGUCAGAACAGUAUCAGGUGCUCAUUCAUCAGCUGUCAACAGUCCCAUACUGUAUCACAUGGAGGCAUCAUUUGAUAAGCCAGUUGCAUCUCUUCCAAAACUUGAUUUCACCCAUGGUAUAGCAGUUCUCUCAGUUUGUCUUACACCAAGUCUAGGCAUUAAUUUACCUCAUUCUUUGUUAUUGACAUCUUGUUCUAAUCCAUCAUAUCAUGGUCUAGUAGUUCUUGUGUCAUGGCUUAUGUCACUUGUUAGAGUAGAGACCAAUCUCAGUCAGCAGUGUGAUGGAGAUGGUUUUGCUGAGAAGAUGGAACCAUUUAGUGUUCUUGGAUGUCAGAUUGUAGUCAGUGGACAUUCUCCUUAUCUUAUAGUAGCAAUUACGAGCAAUGAAGAACAGGCGGGUUCAAUGAUGCAGACGCAAAUUGAAAGCUUUACUAAGGAAGUGGCAACGUUUCUUUCUAAGACAAGUCUGUCUGAACUUUACCACAUUUUGUUUUCAAGCCAUUUAACUAGUAAGCUUUGCUAUCCUAAUGACAGUGUGGACUUGUCAACUAGCGAAUUUACAGUGAGUUUGUCUACACUUGUAUCGUUGAAUGGUGACUUGUCUUUAGCAACCGAAGCUUUCACUUCACCUGCUGGAUUUUAUGCCGUAACAUUGGAUGUUGGAUUUGAGUAUGAGAGCUUUGAUUUGGCUUGUAAUCCCAUUCUCAGUAAUGUGCAGACUUCUGUUUCAAUUUUAAGAUAUGCUGUACUGAAAAGACCACAACAAGUGUCAACUGUAUUGUUACGAAUUUUUCAGUGUGGGCUGAGUCUGUCUGGAUUACGGCUGUUCUAUGAGGUGGAUUGUAGUGAACCAAAAUUAGGUAUAUUAGUGAGAGGAAAAGAUGCUAUUGCAAAAUGGAUAGAAGAGGUAGGACCAGCUGAUCCUGUUUUGGCUAGAACAACUGAUCCAACAUCAUUACGUGCUUUGUAUGGUGGAAACUCAAGAAGCAGUGAAAUGAUAUCGUGUGUGAGAAAUGAGGCCACUAGUCACUGUGCGAUAGUUUAUAGUAUGGGAGAUAGAUUAACAAAUUCUGGAAGUGCAAUACCUUGCCAUUUAUUGCACAUCAAUGCAAGAACGAGAAGAAAGAGUGGUUGUAAGAAACAUCGCUUUCCAUUCUGUUUGCUGGAGAGCGACACUAAAUUGCUCUCAAGGGUUAUUUGUCAAAGUUUGAGUUCUGUUUUGUUGCUCUGCUCACCUUUUGUACCUGUGACAGGUAUAGGAGAUAUUCUCUGCAUAUGUUGUGAACGGGGAUAUUAUAUUAGUGGAGUGAAGAGACUUAAACUCAACAAACAAAAGGCAAGGAGUCUAUCAUUGAAUAGUGUAGGUCAACUUGAGACGUUUACACCUGUUUCUGGUGAUGGUACUUCUUAUCUAUUUAAGCCUUCUCUUGUAAUUAGUCUGGUGAAAGAAAAUGCUGCUGUCCAUGCCCAUUCACUCAUUGAGUGUCUGAUGACUCAUUUUUCUAGUUACUUGAGUGACCAGUGUCAUUUUCAUGCUGUUAAUCCAACAGAUACUGUAUUACAGAAUGGUAUUGGUGAUUUUUCAUCUUUUCCAUCAGUUUACAAAACAGCAGAAUUUAUUCCGUCAAUGGACUGUGCUUCAUCACUGCCACAUUCUACCUUUAUUACCAUGGUGGGUCACAGAGCAGUUGCAUUAAUGGGGAAGCUUUUAAAUAAACUGUUUGAGGGAUCAAAAUUGUUUCAGAAGGGAGCAGUCUUGUCUAAAGAUUGUGCAGUUUUUGAACUGCUGGGAAUCAAAGUAAUACCACAGUUGCCGUCUUACUUGGCAAAGCAGGUCACUCCAUUUGAAAUUGGCUCAUCUCAAUGGAAAACAAGCAUUCAUUCUUUAAGCAACAAACCAACAGGGUUUGUACUCUUGAGAGCAGUUGAUGGCGUAGCAGAGGUAAAGAGGGUGCUUCAUAGCAUGGCCUUAGGCUGUGAGGAAGCCUUGCUAUGUGCGACUCCUCAGGAAUCUGUUCAGUUAGCAUUUGCCAUUUUUAAGGAAAGUGAAGUCUUUUCAGAUGUCAGCUGCAACACACUUACUCAAUAUCUGCCUAUGUUUAUCUCUGUUGAAGCAGCAAAUGAUAGAGUGAAUAAGACUGGAAACAGCAGAAGAAAGAGAAGUGGACAGAGUGAUACUGCUGGGAGCAAUGUUUCGAGUGUGCAAGACAGUGUAUUGAAUAGUUUAGUCAAGGCACCAUUCAACAUAACAACAGUAGCUGUGCUGAAACCACAUGUGUUGAAGAAACAUGUGGCUGCUAUUUUAAAUCAUUUGGUUAGAACUGGUUUUUCCAUUGUAGGAAUGGACAUGAGAACACUGACAAUAGCUGAAGCUGAAAUUUUGUCUAGACAUGCAAGUAGUCAAGACAAUUUGGAUCAAGACAUGCUAAAUGUUCAUGUGAAACAUUUCAGACGUGGCCCUUCUCUUAUACUCUGUCUUAUGGCUGUUAAUAGUGUGAAACGGUUGCUUGAUUGCCUUGGCCACUGUAAUCCAAACGAGGCAAGAAUGACAGAUCUGUAUUCACUAAGAGCAACAUAUGGUGUUGAUGAAAUAGACAAUGGAAUAUAUGGCAAUACCCUAUGCAACGUUUUCCAAAAUACGUCUUUUUGAUAUGAUGUUAUUGAAUGCACUGAUGGUAUCGACCAGAGUUCUUUCCAUUGCAUCUCCGAAAUUG